AGCAAACCCCUCUUAACUCUCUCACCUAACUUGAGUUACACACUCCCGCAUCAAUUUGCAGCUUAAGAUAGCUAUGGACAUGGUGAUGAGGUUAAUUAAUGAAAAGCCAGUGGUGAUUUUCAGCAAGAGCUCUUGUUGCAUGAGCUACACCAUUCAGACACUAAUAUGCAGCUUCGGUGCAAACCCAACUGUUUACGAGCUCGAUCAAAUGUCAAAUGGACAGCUUAUUGAAAGGGCAUUGCUGCAACAAGGAUGUCAACCAAGUGUACCAGCUGUGUUCAUCGGCCAAAGACUAGUUGGUGGUGCUAAUCAGGUGAUGUCUCUCAACCUGCAGAACGAGCUAGGCCCUCUGCUCGUAAACGCUGGAGCUAUAUGGAUUUGGAAGAAAAAGUAGCUCGCUUCCCAUAUCCAACUCAGAUGCUUAUAUACAUACAUAUAAUACGUGAGUUUGCUAAUUACUAUUUUCUUCUUCCUCCAGUUCUUGUUGUCGUAAGUACUAUAUAUAUUAAAUGAGAAGUAUUUGCACGUACGGCUAGAUGCUUUGAGAAUCUUUAGCACUUCUUCUUGGGUUUGAGAAAGAUCACUCAAUUUUUCUUCUUCUGAGUUCCUCAGGAACUUGUAAUAUGGGGUUCAAAAUUCGUGUAGGGAGAAAAAUGUGUUUUCAUUUUCCCUUUUGAAGUGAUCCGUGCAGGUCAUAAAUUAAUAUUGGA
Molecule: messenger RNA, 710 nt
Organism: Mangifera indica (mango)
Lineage: Eukaryota; Viridiplantae; Streptophyta; Magnoliopsida; Sapindales; Anacardiaceae
Product: monothiol glutaredoxin-S6-like
Exons: 1
Coding region: 74-394 (106 amino acids)
Source: RefSeq, a predicted model, not a curated record